Ilex paraguariensis (yerba mate) is the source of this 2202-nucleotide messenger RNA. The record is from the annotation of a GenBank genome assembly. Lineage: Eukaryota; Viridiplantae; Streptophyta; Magnoliopsida; Aquifoliales; Aquifoliaceae.
CUCAAAGCAGUGAACGAUUAACACGGAGCACCCAAAUCAAGCUCAAAAACCUAAUUCAAGAAACCCUAGACAGAUCCUUUUCCCUUCCGUUAUACUUCUUCUAUCACUUUAGACAUACAUCGUAGUUUAUGUAUUAGAGUCUGUAUCUACAAUCUCUCACAUAGUAUCAGUACAUACCCAACAAGAAGGCAUAUAGAAAAAGUCUUAUUCACACCCAGAAACAUUAACAAUGGGAAGAAAUUUGAGUCCGGUGUUGCGGAGAGAGUUAGGAAAUCUUGACAAAGAUGCUGAUAGUAGGAAAUCAGCAAUGAAGGCGUUGAAAUCGUAUGUAAAAGACUUGGAUUCGAAGGCAAUUCCAAUCUUUCUAGCUCAGGUUUCAGAGAAAAAGGAAAGUGGUACAUCAGCUGGGGAAUAUACAAUAUCACUGUAUGAAGUUCUUGCUCGUGUCCAUGGCCCAAAAAUUAUCCCUCAGAUUGAUAACAUUAUGGAUACCAUAAUCAAAACCUUAGCUUCAAGUGCUGGGUCUUUUGCACUUCACCAGGCUUGCUCAAAGGUGGUUCCAGCUAUUGCUAGGUAUGGGAUUGACCCAACAACACCUGAAGAGAAAAAGAGGCAUAUAAUUUACUCACUCUGUAAGCCUCUUUCAGAUUCUCUUUUGGGUAGCCUAGAGAGCCUAUCUUCUGGAGCUGCUCUCUGCCUAAAGGCUCUUGUGGACUCUGAUAAUUGGAGAUUUGCUUCAAAUGAGAUGGUGAAUGAAGUUUGUCAGAGAGUUGCUGGGGCUUUGGAAAAGCCAACGCAGACCAAUUCACACAUAGGAUUGGUUAUGGCUCUGGCUAAGCACAAUAGUCUGCUCGUUGAAGCCUAUGCGAGGUUGUUAAUACAAAUUGGAUUACGAAUUUUGAAUACUGGGGUUGUUGAGGGGAAUUCUCAGAAAAGGUUGUCAGCCAUUCAUAUGGUGAAUUUUUUGAUGAAGUGCUUGGAACCCAAAAGCAUAUUCUCUGAGCUUGGACUGAUAAUUGAGGAGAUGGAAAAGUGUCAGUCUGAUCAGAUGGCUUAUGUUAGAGGAGCUGCAUUUGAAGCAUUGCAAACAGCAAAGAGAAUAGCCACUGACAGGUGCUCAGAUUUUGAGAGUGAUAUGGGUUCUAUUACGGGGUCAAAUUUUGGUAGCAGAGGCAACAGCCGGAGAAGAAAUUUUUGGGAUAGUGGAGAUGGUUCACCCCGAACUGCAUCACCUGAAUCACAGACUGUUAAUUCAUUUGUUGGGUAUAAUUCGCUGAUUGAAUCACCAAUUUCAGUAAGUCAGGCCUCCCCAGACUUGGAUUAUGACCGAAGGAGUGUGAACAGGAAACUUUGGAGGAGGUAUGAGAAUGGUGGAGUUGAUGUAUCUCUCAAGGAUGGGUUGUUUUCAGAGGUGACUAGUGGAAAUGCCAUACAGAAUGAUGAAUUUUCUGGUGAUAGAGACUAUACAGAUGAAUUCACUGGGUUUUCGCAACGAAGUCCAAGAAAUGGAGUUGUGAGAAGCACCACUCCCAGCCCUCAGAGAUCACGCUCUCACAUCAAUGUUGAUAAUGUCAAGAUCUUCACGACUCCAAGAAAGCUAAUUCGCUCUCUUCAGGAACCAGAUGACAUGGGAUUCUUUGAUAACCAAAGCAGGAGGUUUAGAAGUCCUUCAUCAAGCAAAUUUGAGUGGAGUCCUGCAUCUAAGUAUGACCAAAAUGGCCUCUCACAUGAGGCAGACCAUGAGAUCAAAGGAGAUGAAAAUUUGUCUAGUGGUGGUGAGCAGUUCCACGGUAGCUUAGAGUCUGUGUCUUCUUCAACAGAAGAUGUCCCUGUGGAUGCUGAUCUGCAAGUAUAUCCAAAAGAGGUACCAGGAAGCAAAACUGAAUCCCAAGGGAUAUGUGUCCAAAAGGUCCAUCGGAAGUCUACUGUCAACAUUGUCUGUGGCCUCUUAGCUAUGCUUUUUGUAGUUUUUGGUUGUCUACUGUGGAUUGAUGAUCAGGAUGAAGGCUAUAAUCUUGUUCCCACCUAAUUACACUUUUCUUUGUAUGAUAAUCAAACUCUGAUUUUCGUCAAUGGUAGAAACCUUUGGCAGAAAAUUGAGAAUCAAAUGUUAAAUCUGCUAUUUAAUUUCAAUAGAAUACAUUUGUUCUUGAAAGGUUGUUUCUACUGAUCCUUGAUAUCUAUUUUAAUUAUCAAUGUUAU